Molecule: messenger RNA, 3142 nt
Organism: Sinocyclocheilus grahami
Lineage: Eukaryota; Metazoa; Chordata; Actinopteri; Cypriniformes; Cyprinidae
Gene: med24
Product: mediator complex subunit 24
Exons: 22
Coding region: 142-2709 (855 amino acids)
Biological process (GO): positive regulation of transcription initiation by RNA polymerase II
Cellular component (GO): mediator complex
Molecular function (GO): transcription coregulator activity
Source: RefSeq, a predicted model, not a curated record
CACGCACUCUCGUGCAAUCAGAAGACGCGUUCUUAUAAACCAACAUGGCGGCGUUGGGGUGAAGGGAAUUGUAAACGAACAAAAACCUGAUUCAUUUACUGCAUAAACUUGACUAUUUUGUGAGUUUAAAAAACAGACAGAAUGAAGGUGGUGAAUCUGAAGCAGGCUAUCCUGCAGGCGUGGAAGGAGCGCUGGAGUGAUUAUCAAUGGGCCAUUAACAUCAAGAAGAACUGUCCUAAAGGAGCCACAUGGGACUACCUCAAUCUCGCAGAAGCUCUCCUGGAGCAGGCUAUGAUUGGUCCAUCACCUAACCCUCUAAUCCUGUCCUACCUGAAGUAUGCCAUCAGUUCACAGAUGGUGUCAUAUUCUAGUGUGCUGACUGCAAUCAGCAAGUUUGAUGAUUUUUCACGGGAACUGUGUAUCAAAUCAUUGCUCGAGAUCAUGGAUAUGUUCUCCAACCGACUCAGCUGCCAUGGAAAGGCAGAGGAGUGUAUUGGGCUGUGCCGUGCCAUGCUGUAUACCGUAGUUUGGCUCCUGCAGGGCUGUGCGUGGUACUGUGAGAGACUGCGGGAGUCCGGGGGUCCGCCUGCGUUAGAAAACAGUCUGAGAGCCUGCCUGGAGCGCUUGACCAAUCUGUUACACAGCACCAAGAACAGAGCCCUGGUGCACAUCGCACGCCUGGAGGAACAAGCAUCCUGGACCAAUGUAGAGCAAGCUUUGCUGAAGUUGUCAGAAAAUCUCAAUGCUGUGACCAAUCAGACGCUGAAGGAAAAUCUUGAAGAGUGUGUUUCAUUGGUCAAGAGCUGUGACUGCUUGAGUCUGUUACUGCAGGAGUGUAAUAAACUGGGCCUGCUGUCUGAGGCAAACACCGCCAAUCUUACUGCAAAACGGAGUGAGGACAGAGAGCAUGCACCCAGACUGAAGACAGCCGAGAACGCCAAUAUUCAGCCCAACCCAGGCCUCAUCCUGAGAGCUGAACCAACUGUCACCAACAUCCUCAAGACAGUGGAUGCGGAUCAUUCUAAGUCUCCUGAGGGACUGCUGGGAGUUUUGGGUCACAUGCUCUCAGGAAAGAGUCUUGAUUUGCUACUGGCUGCUGCCGCAGCGACCGGAAAACUCAAGUCUUUUGCUCGCAAAUUCAUCAAGCUGAAUGAGUUUCCAAAACACAUCAGUGGAGAAGGAUCAAAAUCUGCGUCAGUGCGAGCUCUGCUGUUCGACAUUUCCUUCCUCAUGCUGUGUCAUGUCGUGCAGACCUAUGGGUCAGAGGUGAUUCUUUCGGACCCCAGCCCAUCGAGCGAGACACCCUUCUUUGAGACGUGGUUGCAGACAUGCAUGCCAGAGGAAGGGAAGACCCUGAAUCCAGACCACCCUUGCUUCAGACCUGAGUCUGGGAAGGUGGAGAGUCUGGUGGCCCUGCUUAAUUCUUCCUCUGAGAUGAAGCUUGUUCAGAUGAAAUGGCAUGAAAUAUGUCUCAGUACACCAGCAGCUAUACUGGAGGUUCUGAAUGCCUGGGAGAAUGGAGUUUUAUCAGUGGAGGCUGUUCAGAAGAUCACAGAUAACAUCAAAGGGAAGGUGUGCAGUAUGGCCAUCUGUGCGGUGGCAUGGCUGGUGGCACACGUUCGGAUGCUGGGUUUGGAUGAGAGAGAAAAACCUCAGACUAUGAUUCGUCAACUCAUGACCCCUAUGUCAGGAGAAAACACUUUGCAGUUCUACCAUGAGCGUGUGGUUAUCAUGAGCUCUAUCUUGGAGCACAUGUGUGCUGAUGUAUUUCAGCAGACAGGACUCUCCCUGCGGCCAGCAGUCGAGGGUCAGGAGCCCAUUCCCUACCGGAACCUUCUCCCAGCCCGUCAGCCCAUCCGCCAGGCUCUGCAGACUCAAUUUAGGGAGGUUCUGGAGAAGGGCUGGGUGGACUCCCAUGCAUUCCAUCUCUUUGAGUACCUGCUACAUAUGGGAGGAGUGUUCUGGUUUACUAACAACCUGGUGAAGGAGCUCCUGAAGGAAACCCGUAAGGAGUGGGCAUCUCGUGUGGUUGAGUUGCUGUACAGUAUCUUCUGCCUGGACACGCAACAGAUCACCCUCACCCUGCUGGGUCACAUUCUGCCACGUCUCCUCACUGACCCUGCCCACUGGCACAGCCUGGCAGACCCUCCAGGAAGAGCCCUUGCAAAGUUGUCAGUGUGGUGUGCUCUUAGUUCUUACUCAUCUCACCAUAAGGGUCAAGCAUCAGCACGACAGCGCAAGAGACAACGCGAGGAUAUAGAGGAUUACACCAGCCUUUUUCCUUUGGACGACACGCAACCAUCUAAACUGAUGCGUCUGCUCAGCUCCAAUGAGGAUGAGACUGUCAUGCUGUCCAGUCCAGGUGACCGUUCCAUGAGCAGUUCACUGUCUGCCUCUCAGCUUCACACCGUCAACAUGAGAGACCCUCUCAACAGAGUGCUAGCAAAUCUGUUCCUGUUGAUUUCCUCUCUCUUGGGGUCCAAGACAGCAGGUCCUCACACACAGUUUGUUCAGAGCUUUAUCGAGGAGUGUGUGGAGUGCUCAGAGCAAGGCAGCCGGGGCAGCAUCUUGCAAUUUAUGCCCUUUACCAUGAUUUCAGAACUGGUGAAGCUUCAGGCACUGGCAAAACCCAAAACUGUGCUGUCCAUCACAGACCUGAGCCUUCCACUGGGCCGGAGAAUGGCAGCUAAAGCCAUCGCUGCUCUGUAGAGGACAUUCACUCCAACGCGCCUCGAAGAAGACGUAGUUUUGGUAGGUGUGCGACAGAGGAAACCGCUUCAACCUCCCUCCCCAGGAGAGAACAGACGUUUUUCCUCAUUAUUUACAUAUGAUUCCUGUAACUGCUGGUGGGUUUUGGUGUUGCUUUCACAUCUGACGUCUUGAGGACAGCUCAGUGUUAGUUCUGAUUUGACAUACGUGGGCAUACCUGUGAACUGAAACAGUCACUGACUGCUGACUGCUCACAUUAAUUUGCCAUUUAUUUCCAUCAAUCAUAAGUAAACAGAAAGUAAAAUUGUGGUAUGUUUGUUUUUUUUAUGUAUAUAUACGUUGUCAAAGUUCAUGUAGUAUUGUGUGUUCACUACUUUUUGCGUGUUUUUAUAAACAAUGCCAAAGGGAUUUGAAUUUCCUACGAAAUAUGAAA